GCUAAGAGAAGGACCUUUGUCUUUCAGCCUAAUAUUUGAAAACAUUAACAAAAUUAUUGUACAAUUUGUGACAACAACAUUUGAUGUUAGACAAUGACAAUUCAAUUUGUGUUUCAUUUUAAGAUUUAUAACAAUAAAGAUUAAAACUAAUUUGCCACUCCAACUUUGAAAUCUGUCCAUGAAAAAAGGAAUGGAGAUGAAGGAUGCUUGAAUAACCCACCGAAGUUUCUCGCCUGAAAGAAUUUAGCCCAAGUACUCUGCAAUUAGUGAAACUUGCAAAAGAAAACUCUUCUGUAGCAAAGUUUGUUGGGAAAAAGUGCGGGAUGAGUAUUCAAGAAUGUUAUUCUACUUUUAGAGAUUCCUAAACACUUUCAAACUUUAUCAGAACAAGUGAUCUUUACAUUGUACUCUCUCCAGUUUGAAUAAUGUACGUGACAUGUUGCAGGGAAAAAAGGAAAAAAAUACUAAACUGGGAAAUAAAGUGAAAAAAACGUUAAAAUACAGUUUUCACUCUGGAUUCAGAGUUUGUCAAAAUCUUGUGAAAAAGAAUAUAGUGUGAUCGCUGAUCAGAUGAAUCUGGAUAUGUCUGGAUUGUUCCACGUAUGCCAGGGAACCUGCCUGUGUGCCAGCUCUUCUAGCGAGGGAUAUGGUAAAGGAAAGGUUCUCUACUGCUAUGGAGAGGUUGUUUUACAGCGAGCUAAUCUACGAAGCGGAGGGGAGGAAGGAGAGGAAAACUCUGAAGAACUUUAUACUUUUCAAAUAAUCCAGCUCAUCAGUAUUGUCGUCCUCCUCCUAGCACUGCUGUUAGUGCUGGUAACAAUAAAGCAAGGGUUGACACGAAUACAGAAACAAGUUAAACGAAUUCUUGUUUUGAUGCCCCCCAUCUCACAGCCACCCAGUAGACCUAAUACAUUGGAGAAAAAACAGAAUGAGAAGCAGUUAAUCCUAAAGAAAGCUCCUAAUGGUGACUGUGCAAAGCAUCGUGACAAUGAAUCUGGAGGAUAUAAACUGGUGGAUAAUGGUCUACGGGAUCCCUACAGGGGGGAGAGGGACAGCAUCAGGUUUGAGAAGGAGGAGAUAAGGUCCUUGAAUCAUUUCAGCCUCCACGACAAGAUCGAGAGGAUGGACUCAUUCCCGGAAAGUAUGACCGAGGUCACCUGACCGGACCGACCCUUAGGGGUCUCGGGGGUCUAUAAAUACUCGCCUACUUAAAGUACUUCUAGAGAUGUGCUGUAAACAGCUGUUCUGCUGGAACUGUACAUAACACUUAGUGUACUGGUGGAGUUGUACUGUAAAUAACACUAAGUCUAAUGCUGAAUCGCUGUACUGUAAAUAACACUAAGUGUACUACUUUUAAUGUACAGUGUACAUAGCACUAAAUGUACGGCUUGAAGCACAUGUUACGAAGUGUACUACAAUUUGAAGU
This is a messenger RNA of Eurytemora carolleeae, 1426 nucleotides long. RefSeq lists its product as uncharacterized. Bases 571 to 1161 code for a protein of 196 amino acids. Lineage: Eukaryota; Metazoa; Arthropoda; Copepoda; Calanoida; Temoridae. The transcript is spliced from 7 exons. The record is from RefSeq and is a predicted model, not a curated record.